AUGAAUCCAGCUGAUCAAGGACACCACCAGACAAGCCUCCAGGCUGGAAUCAGACUGGAGCAGAACCAGACUGCCAGGCCAAGGGACACCAUCUCGGACAGGCCAGGGUUUGAUGAUUACCACCAUGACCAGCAUCAACAACAUCACGGAGGUCAUUCACACUCGCACGAUCACGGUCAUAGUCACGACCACGCCCACGGUGGCCACGGUCACAGCCAGGAUCACGGCCAUGACCACGGAGAACACGGAUCCCUGGAAGACAAUGACGCAGUGCACGAGGAGACGCUUCAUUUUCACAAGAUCAUCAAGGCGUUCUCUCAGUACAAGGCUAGCGCCAUGUAUGCCAACCACCGUCGACGGACCGAUUUCUACUCCUUGCCCGAAAGGCAACAAAAGAUGCUGCCGACAUAUCUUGAGAGAAUGGAACGGAUUGAUGAUGCCAUCGAGGCCAACUACGAGAUCAUCAAGAUUAUCUGUGAAGACCAGCAGAUUUUUGUGAACGAGGAUCGCGCGACCGCAAAGGGUAAGCCCGAACGAGAUGCGAUCUACGAACCACUGAUUCAGGAACUUCGAACCCGAUUCGCAUCAGUACCUGUAGAGCAGCGUGGCGGGAUCAAUGUGCUCGUCCCCGGAUCAGGACUUGGCCGCCUUGCCUUUGACAUUGCCCACGAGGGGUUCAGUGCGCAAGGAAACGAGUUCUCGUACUAUAUGCUCCUUGCGUCCAACUUCAUCCUGAACAAGAGCCAACGGAUCAACCAGUUCAAGAUCUACCCUUACAUCCACUCGUUCUCAAACAUUGCCAAAUCGAGCGAUGUCCUGACCGAGGCCUCGAUCCCAGAUGUCAACCCUAGCGAGAUCCCUCGGGGCACUGACUUUUCGAUGGUCGCGGGAGAUUUUAUUGAAGUUUACGGCAUGGAGGAAGAGAAUUACGGGAAAUGGGAUGCGGUGGUGACAUGCUUCUUCAUCGAUACCGCCAAGAACAUUGUGGACUACUUGGAGACCAUCCACAAGAUCCUGAAGAAGGGAGGUGUCUGGAUCAAUGCCGGUCCGUUGCUGUGGCACUUUGAGAACACCCCCAACGAAAUCUCGGUGGAGCUCAGUCUGGAGGAAGUGAUCGAGUUGGCAAAGACGAUUGGGUUCAAGAUGGAGAUCCAGGAGCCCGUCAAGAGUACUUAUAUGGCCAACCCCCAUGGGAUGCUCAAGUAUGUCUAUGAGUGCGCUCGUUGGACCGCUACCAAAGUCUGA
This is a messenger RNA of Linnemannia hyalina, 1245 nucleotides long. The record is from the annotation of a GenBank genome assembly. Lineage: Eukaryota; Fungi; Mortierellomycota; Mortierellomycetes; Mortierellales; Mortierellaceae.